Molecule: messenger RNA, 768 nt
Organism: Alternaria ethzedia
Lineage: Eukaryota; Fungi; Ascomycota; Dothideomycetes; Pleosporales; Pleosporaceae
Exons: 3
Coding region: 1-768 (255 amino acids)
Biological process (GO): endoplasmic reticulum unfolded protein response
Cellular component (GO): endoplasmic reticulum membrane; Hrd1p ubiquitin ligase ERAD-L complex
Molecular function (GO): misfolded protein binding; ubiquitin-specific protease binding
Source: RefSeq, a predicted model, not a curated record
AUGGCGAAUGUUCUGCAAGGCGGGGACGGCAUGAUGGGAGGGGCCGGAGGCUUUCCGCUCGAGCAGUGGUUCUACGAAAUGCCCGUGUGCACGCGCUGGUGGAUGACGGCGGCGCUGAGUGCCAGUGUGCUGGUGCAGUGCCAUAUCAUCUCGCCCUUCCAGCUCUUCUACAGCGUGCGCACCGUCUUCUUCAAGAGCCAGUACUGGCGACUGCUCACCACCUUCUUCUACUUCGGCCCACUCAGCCUCGACCUCCUCUACCACAUCUUCUUCCUCCAGCGAUACGCGCGCCUGCUCGAGGAAUCGUCCGGUCGCUCCACGGCACACUUCGCAUGGCUCCUCACAUUCGCUUCGACGCUGCUCCUCUGCAUCGCGCCCAUGUUCUCCAUGGCCUUUCUCGGCUCGGCUCUGUCCAGCACCCUCAUCUACAUCUGGAGCAGGAAGAACCCGGACACCAUGCUCAGCUUCCUUGGCCUGCUGGUCUUCAAGGCGCCCUACCUGCCCUGGGUGCUCUUGGCCUUUUCGCUCAUCAUGCAUGGGACGGUGCCCAAAGAUGAGAUGUGCGGCAUCGUCGUCGGCCACAUCUGGUACUAUUUCAACGACAUUUACCCGCCGCUGCACAACAACCACAGCCCUCUCGAUCCUCCCGCGUGGUGGCUCCGCCUGAUCGAAGGGCCGCCUGCUCCGGCAGAAGAGACUGCCGAGGACGAGGCGCCGAACAAUAUGGACGCAGGCGGCGAGGACAAUGCCGCAGAGGCGGAGCGAUAA